Molecule: messenger RNA, 1185 nt
Organism: Schistosoma mattheei
Lineage: Eukaryota; Metazoa; Platyhelminthes; Trematoda; Strigeidida; Schistosomatidae
Source: the annotation of a GenBank genome assembly
AUGAGCGGUGGAGUUCUUUUGACUUACUUCACAAUUCGAACAACUUAUGUUGGCGUGGUUAUAACCUAUGCAGUCUUAAUGGGUUCUGGUUUGGGACUUGGAUACUCAGUAGUACUAACAGUUGCAGCUUCGUGGUUCCCAGAUCAUCGCGGCCUGAUUGUUGGAAUGGUGGCCGGUGGGUUUGGUCUUGGAGCAUUGGUUUUCACACCAAUUCAAACAGCACUGAUCAAUCCCAAUAAUGUAAAGGUGAAUAAUGUUACAAGACGAUUUACCGAUCCUGACGUCUUGGACCGUUUACCGUCAGCAUUUCUCAUACUUGGUGGUAUUUUGCUGUUUAUUCAAGUUAUUGGAUUUGGAUUAUUACGUCCUAAACCUACUUCAAAACGUGCAAGUAGUUCAAACACAAGUAAUCCGAAUUACAGCCCAAAGGCAUCAUCCUCACUUAAUGACAAAUUGAGCUUAUCCAGGGAAAUCAAUAUCAGUCCAAAACAAGUUUUUCGUUAUAUUGAUUUUUAUCUAUUAUGGUGCAUAAUGUUCUGUGACAUAAUACCAAUCACCAUCAUUACUUCUGCGUACAAACUAUUUGGUCAAACAUUUAUUAGCGAUGACAGAUUUUUGUCAGCUGUGGCUACAGCUUCAUCAUUGUUCAACUGUGCAGGACGUAUUAUCUGGGGUGAAAUUGUUGAUCGCGUCUCGUUCAAGUUACCAAUGUGCACAAUGUUACUUACCUGGAGUGUAAUUCUGAUAACAUUUCCGCAUAUCUCUCUGUUGACGGGGACAACAUUAAAAGUUUUUUACACUAUAUGGGUACUACUCUUAUUUUUCACAUUGAGCGGUACAUUUGUUAUUCAGCCUGCGGCAACUGGAACUCUGUUUGGUCCUGUUCAUAUGGCUGUUAAUUAUGGCUUAAUAUUUAGUGCAUUUACUGUAGGAAGUGUUUUAUGUGCAACGGUAACGACAUUAGUGAGCUAUCAAAAUGCAUAUAUAGUUCAGUUUACUGGCUGUGGUUUUGUAUGCUUGUUCGCAUUCUUUCUUGCCUUAUGGAUUAAAGAUCAAAAGAUGCCUGAAAAGGUCAACCGUUGUCAACUGUGUACUGAUACCUGUCGAAGUUUAAGAAUACCUCAGCCUAUUAGUGUAACUGCUGAAGAACUCGAAAGACUUAAUCAAGCUAAUCCAAACAAUUAA